Haplochromis burtoni (Burton's mouthbrooder) is the source of this 6513-nucleotide messenger RNA. RefSeq names its product UDP-N-acetyl-alpha-D-galactosamine:polypeptide N-acetylgalactosaminyltransferase 1 (gene galnt1). Gene Ontology annotation, cellular component: Golgi apparatus. The transcript is spliced from 14 exons. The coding region runs from base 2800 to 4476 and encodes 558 amino acids. The record is from RefSeq and is a predicted model, not a curated record. NCBI's taxonomy places the organism in Eukaryota, Metazoa, Chordata, Actinopteri, Cichliformes, Cichlidae.
AGUUAUUUUUCUACGUCUUAAAGUAGUCCUUCACAAAUAUGAUAGAUUAAACAGUAAUGAUAUACACAAAACGUAUUUGUCUGAAGUGUGUUUUAUGUAUAAAUAUCUAUGAUUUACAUAUCUAUGUUAAGCUCUAUGUUACUAGCUUACAAUAUCCCACUUACUAUAUCCUCACAAGAGAUUUUCCCUGAACUUGCUUUUCCCCUACAGAUAUUAAAAACAGAUGUUUAAUGUUUAUUUUAAAAUGUUUUUAUUUCUUAUUUUAAAAAAAAUCUUGUAAUUAAUAUUUAUUUUGUGUGUCUGAUGUUAUCUAACGGAGCUGCAGAAGUGAUGGUCAGGAAAUGUUUCUAAAGGCUGAUAUGAGGUGGUUUGCAAUAAGUGCUUUGUUUUCUUUUAUACCUUACUCAAACUGAAACUGGUCGAGUGGCUAAGUGGGAACGUAUAAACUGAUGUAACAUGUUACAUUUUAACCUUGUCAAAAGUUGGUGGUGGUGCAGCAGUUCAAUAGAUUUCAUUGGAUGUUUUUUUCUCUCCCCAGGGGGUGAGAGAUCACAGUUAAGCGUGUAUGUGCUGGUGGAUGGAUGCCCUGCACCAAUUUUUUUUUCUUUCGCGUGUGAACCUGAGAGAUAAAAUCUUGCAAAGUAACAAAACGCUGUGAAGUAGAAGACAAGCUGACAAGACCUUUUUUAAUUUACGCCUCCAGUUGAGUCAGCUUUUAAUCCGAGAACAGUAAUUUGCCCAACUCUGCUGGAGAGUACAUUAGUGAUGAUUAUUGAUAAGAUUUCAUCAAUACCAGUGUCAUUAUUGAUUCUGCUAAUAGGCCUUAUUCUUUAUCUAUUUGCUUAUCUAUUCUUGAUCAAUUUUCUGUGUGAGGAAAAGGCCCACAAAUGUUUUAUUAUUUGAAACAGAAGCAGGAUAAAAACGGCUUUCAUGUGUGCACUGCGCUGAGUCUGAUGCCAUAAUUUCUUACUCUGGAGCUGCAUCUGAUAGAUUAGAUAUUCUAGUUCUCGAAUCCCAUCCCUGGACUACAUAUAUGCACAUCAUAUACGGAGAGUACAGCUCUAACCUGAACACUAAAACUACUUGACUCACAGGAACAGAAGUCUGAGGAAAGACAAACAGUUAAAUCUUCCCUCUUGUUUUCUGCUGUACACGGCACUUUGUGCUUCCAGAAUCCUAUCAGGUGGAAUUUAGAAACGCUGCUCUGCAGUUCUCUUAUUUCCCUGGCUGCUAAACAAACCUAAACUAAGCUAAGCUAAGCUAGCUGUGCACAAACACCGUUUUUUUCCCUCCCGGGGGCACGAGAGAAAUCACCGUGGCCAAAUUAAUUUUCUCCCUUCUGCUUGUGCUGCUGCAACCUGAGGGAUCAUUGAGGCAGAGAAUCAGCCAAAGAGAAGGGAGAUGGUGCUGAAGGAGAGAAGGAAAGGGGAGCAGUGGAAUUUUAAUGUGGCUGUGUCUUGUCUCUUGCUGCCUGCCAACGAAAAGCAAUUACUAUCAUAGCUCCCCUCUCUGCUGUGUGUGUGUGUGUGUGUGUGUGUGUCCGUGUGUGUGUGUGUUUGUGCUUACCUUUGAGUGGGUGUCUGACUGCACUUUAGAACACAGGGAUUUGGUAUGUUAAAUGUACAAAGGGUAGAUUGGCUCAUAUCCUGCAGGGUAUUUGGGAACACUGAUAUACUAGAUGGUUGUUGUGUAGAACUGGACAGUAGUUAGAGUGUUGUUUAGAUAUCGUAAAACAUUGGUUUUUAAACUUUUUGUGCCCAAAGGGCAAGACAGAUUUUCAAGUCACACCUGUAUAACAGCCUCUGAGUGUCAUCUGAGAUGUCAUCAGUUCUUUUGAUUGCAUUUUUUUGCACCACCUGGACCUACCAUACAACACCUGUAAUAUUCUAAAAGAAUGUGUCACAAGGUCCUCUGGAAUGCAACUUGCCUCCAACACCUUAUCAGACACGUUCCCGCAAUCCAACAAACAGUUUAGCUUCCUUUGGUUCAAAUCCAGCUCUCUUUUUGAAGCGGGCCAAGCGACUCUCAAAAGGGAUGUUUGGUUUCCAAGUGCCUCCUUAACUUGCUUGGCAUGUCAACCUUAGCCAACUUCUUCUAACAGAUGACGCACGCAGGCCAGAGGGCAGGGGGUUGACACAAUGAAGCUAUAAGAUGGCCAGCUUACAGGACACCAUCUACAUGCAGUUUUCAUUUUUCCCUUUUGUUUAGCUGUGGGGUCCUUGGCAUUGGUUAGUUGUGGCUAGCUUGCCAUAAAAAUGAAUUCCCCCCCUUGCUGUCAGGUUUUGAUGUGUCAAAUAUUUGUAAUAUGCACCAUCUAGAAACUGUACAAACAGACUUUUCUGGGAUUUUGUUUUUUAGUUUAUUUUUUAGUGGAUAGAAUUUGUCAACACACAGGAAAUUAAAAAUUCAUUUGUUUGUCUUUGUGCAGUUGUGUAAUGCAAUAUUUAUGUAUGGUUGUCACAAAAUCCCAAGGCACACUUGGACUUAGUACACUGAUGUUCUUUGGCAGCCCCAUUCUGGAACCACUGCCUUUAAAAAACAAAACAAAAUCGACUCUAUAAACAAUUAUAAACGUUCAUUGUUCUUAGAUUUAUUGCUUUGUUUCUCCAGUAAGACACGAGUCCGUCAUUUUGAGAAUCUCACUGAGUGUAGAGACGACCACUUAGAGGGGCCCUGAUAAAAAGCUUGACAGAUAGGAGACAGGAGUCAGGCAGACUGAUGGACAGGUGGAAGUGUUUCCAGCACUCUGAGGCUCAGAGCUGCAGGAAGGCUAAACGCUGAGUGGACUGAGUAGAAAGGAUGCGGAGGUUCGCCUACUGUAAGGUGGUUUUGGCCACUUCUCUGGUCUGGGUGAUGCUGGACAUGUUCAUUCUGCUCUACUUCAGCGAGUGCAACAAGUGUGAUGACAAGAAGCCGAGAGGACUGCCCGGGAGAGACGACACCAUGUCCAGACCGCGAGAUGGGCCUGGUGAAGGAGGGAAACCUGUGGUGAUCCCUAAAGAGCAGCAGGAGAAAAUGAAGGAAAUGUUUAAGAUCAACCAGUUCAACCUCAUGGCCUCGGAGAUGAUUGCUCUCAAUCGUUCGCUGCCUGACGUCCGCCUAGAAGGGUGCAAGAACAAGUUAUACCCCGAUAAUCUUCCUCGCACCAGCGUUGUGAUUGUAUUUCACAACGAGGCGUGGACCACGCUGCUGCGAACCGUCCACUCCGUGAUUGACCGCUCUCCGCACACACUGCUGGAGGAGAUUGUUCUGGUGGAUGAUGCCAGCGAGAGAGAUUUCCUCAAACAGCAGUUGGAGAGGUAUGUGAGAAAAUUGGAAGUCCCCGUCAGAGUCGUGAGGAUGGAGCAGCGGUCCGGGCUCAUCCGCGCACGCCUCAAGGGAGCGUCUAUCUCCACUGGCCAGGUCAUAACCUUUCUGGAUGCUCACUGUGAAUGCACAACAGGAUGGCUGGAGCCUCUGCUUGCCCGCAUCAAACAAGACAGGAAAACAGUGGUGUGCCCCAUUAUCGACGUUAUCAGCGAUGAUACCUUUGAGUACAUGGCAGGCUCUGACAUGACAUACGGAGGAUUCAACUGGAAGCUCAACUUCCGCUGGUACCCUGUACCUCAAAGGGAGAUGGACCGACGCAAAGGAGACCGCACGCUGCCUGUCAGGACUCCCACCAUGGCAGGCGGCUUGUUCUCCAUAGACAGAGAUUAUUUCCAGGAGAUUGGCACAUAUGACGCAGGCAUGGACAUCUGGGGAGGAGAGAACCUGGAAAUCUCUUUCAGAAUUUGGCAGUGUGGCGGGACACUAGAGAUUGUCACGUGCUCUCACGUGGGUCACGUCUUCAGAAAGGCGACGCCCUAUACAUUUCCCGGAGGAACGGGACAGAUCAUCAACAAAAACAACCGGCGUCUGGCAGAAGUUUGGAUGGACGAAUUUAAAAACUUCUUCUACAUCAUCUCUCCUGGUGUGACCAAAGUAGACUACGGUGACAUCACGUCUCGCACUGCUCUGAGGCAAAAGCUUCAGUGUAAACCCUUCAGUUGGUACCUGGAGAACAUCUACCCUGACUCCCAGAUCCCUCGACAUUAUUACUCCCUGGGAGAGAUCCGUAAUGUGGAGACUAACCAGUGUCUGGACAACAUGGCCCGCAAGGAGAACGAGAAGGUCGGCAUUUUCAACUGUCACGGGAUGGGAGGCAACCAGGUUUUCUCCUAUACGGCCAACAAGGAGAUCAGGACAGAUGACUUGUGUCUAGACGUGUCCAAGCUAAACGGACCCGUCAUGAUGCUCAAGUGCCAUCACCUCAAAGGCAACCAGCUCUGGGAGUACGACCCUCUGAAGCUGACCCUGAUCCACGUCAACAGUAACCAGUGUCUGGACAAGGCCAGCGAGGAGGACAGCCAGGUGCCCAGCGUCAGAGACUGCACGCACACACGCUCCCAACAGUGGCUGCUCCGCAAUGUCACACUACCAGAGCACCAGGAAUGAAAAAGACUUCCCUACACUGGGAUUUGGGAAGGAAGGAGGACAGAUUGGACGGUACUACCUCUGCCGGACGUCAGAGGGAGGAGUGUGUACAAGCCUCCUUAAAGCGAGAAGAGAGAAAAGCCUCCCUCUGAGAGAGACGAUGGCUGUUGUUUUACAUUCAUUUUGUUUUGGGGGUUUUUUAAAGAAAAAAGAGAUUUUAACCGCGGAGAGUUGACUCGCUCACAUGCGCGAAUACGAGGAACUAACUGGUGGAGUCAUCACAGCUUCCCCCGGACAAAGCAGUCCACCGCUCAACUCAUCACUUAACGUUUACUGACUGCCUCUUACGAGAGUGUGUGCACUUAUUUGUGUGUGUGUGUAUGUGUGUGUGCGUGUACUGAGAUGAAUGUAUGCUUUGAGAAGGGGACUGAAUUCCUUGUUGAUUUUCUUUCUUUUUUCAUGUUUGUUUUAUUUAAUUUUUUAUGGAUUUUGAAAAUGUACUCCUGUGAAGAAGGUUGUGCCUGUGUGUGUGUGUGUGUGUGUGUGUGUGUGUGUGUGUGUGUGUGUGUGUGUGUGUGUGUGUGUGUGCGCGUCAGAGCCAGUCCUAUGGUCUUGCAGCAGUGUGUGUCUCCCUCUGGUGUUACAGUUUAGCAUUUCAUCUUACAGGCUGACGCCUCCGUGCAGAGGGACAACGCAUACACACAAAAAAAACAAACAAAACAAGAAAGCGAUCACGAGGACCCGACGUCUGCCGUCAGCAGAAAUCUAGAGAUAGAGAAUUAUGAUGUUUGUGAUAUCUUAAGAUUUCUAUGUCCAGUUUUUACAUGGCUUGUCUGUUUCUACUGUUUCAGUAACCCUAGUUUGUCUGUACGUCUCUGUUGUCUUUAAAGAUAUUUAACAUAGAGCUAACACACACACACACACACACUCAGAGGAUACAUGAGUCUGUUACUGAUGUUCACUGCCUAUUGUAGUGUUCAACCACGUGGAUCUCCCCAGUAAGGCACUACAUUGCCACACAUAAACACACAGACAGACACACAUGCUGUAUACAUAUAGGAAAAAGGCUGCCUAAGCCUGAUACUUCAGUCCAUUUUUGUCAUAUCGUCUUCUCAAUGACCUCUUAAAGAAAAACAAAAACACUCCAAGGGCUUCUUUCCUCCAGCGGAGUGUGUGGAUGUUUGCAUUUGUGUGGGUGUGAGCGUGUGUUUCUUCAGUACUAAUCCCAGCCCAUUAGCUCCCUGUUUACUAGAACAAACGGCACUCCGAUUCCUCGCUAUUGGACGAGCAAGCACCCGUAGCGUAGACUGGCAGCAGAUUAGCAUACCCCUGCUUCCUCCGCCGUACUAAAAGAGCAAAACGCUGUUAUUUUUUACACAGAGCCGGGUUCCCUGCACUCCCCCUGCGGACAUAUCUACAGCAGGAACGUGGCACCGCUAUGAGAAUUAAUCAGGGACAGAAUAAAAGCUGUAGAGAGCCAAAAGGAGGGAAAGGGUUGAACUGUGUGAUUACAGAGAGCACAGCAGAUGACAUAUCUUAAUCCAUUACUACAUUUCUCUCACUUGGCAAGCGCACCUGCAGCAUUUCACUAUUCAUAUCUCAGUCAGAGGUAGACAGCGUGUCUUUUUCUUUUCCACUAUCACGCCUUCUUUAUUCUUAUUCUUUGUUUUUUUGUUGUUGUUUUUUUAAUCGCUUCUGCCGCUGCGAGUCAGGGCACCAGAGGUGAUUUCAAAAAAGGAUUUUUAAACAUUUCAGCUUCCUCCAAUGGAGGAAGGGUUUACACAAAGGACACGACAUCAGUUCAUCUUCGCCAUGGACAUGGCAGUGAGUGGAGGCCAUCAACAGGUUGUUUUUUGGGGGUUUUUUUCAUGUCUGAUUGAGUGACUGUGGUGAAGACGUGAGAGGUUUUUUGAUUGUAGGACAGACGGGGGAGCGUAUCCAUUGUUCUAAAUUCGGGAGUCGGGUUAGGGGGUGGGUUUGAAAUGAACUGACAUGUCCAGGCUUCCACACUGAGCUGAUCCAAAUGUAGAAAAUAAAAGUGAAAACGUUUACAGAAUA